Molecule: messenger RNA, 2094 nt
Organism: Meyerozyma guilliermondii ATCC 6260
Lineage: Eukaryota; Fungi; Ascomycota; Pichiomycetes; Serinales; Debaryomycetaceae
Product: RNA-binding RNA processing protein
Exons: 1
Coding region: 1-2094 (697 amino acids)
Biological process (GO): endonucleolytic cleavage to generate mature 5'-end of SSU-rRNA from (SSU-rRNA, 5.8S rRNA, LSU-rRNA); ribosomal small subunit export from nucleus; endonucleolytic cleavage in ITS1 to separate SSU-rRNA from 5.8S rRNA and LSU-rRNA from tricistronic rRNA transcript (SSU-rRNA, 5.8S rRNA, LSU-rRNA)
Cellular component (GO): nucleolus; preribosome, small subunit precursor; 90S preribosome
Molecular function (GO): RNA binding
Source: RefSeq, a predicted model, not a curated record
AUGCUGCAACCUCGCUGUUUUAUGCAGGACCUCAUCGUAUCCUCAUCACCUGAAAAUUUCCUGAUAACAAGUAUGGGCCCUAAAGUAAGAGGAAGACGUGCCCCUAACAGGGAGACCCGCGAAGCCAAAAGACAAGAAGAUCUUGUGGAGGAUGAGCAAAUCUCUGAGCCAACUAGCAACUUGACAACUCCUUUUUUUGGACUUGUAGAUGCUAGUGAAAUCGAAUAUUUCAAGCUGGCCGAAUCGACUUUAAACGUUACGAGCUUUGAAUCUACGGAAGAAAGAGAUGCCUUCAUAAACUCUGUGCUUGAUGAGGCAAGUGGCAAGGAAUUGAAGCUUGUGACGAACCAGAUCUGUUCAAAAUUGAUGGAAAGAAUUAUCCUCUUCGGUGGUGAUCAACAACUCAUAUCAAUAUUUAAGCUGUUCAGCAAUCAUUUUGUAUCUCUUGCACACCACAAGUACUCUUCACAUGUGUUAGAGACUUUGCUAGUGAGAAUAGCAGGUCUUGUUGAAAAGGAAUUGGCCAGAAGUGCAGAAGAUGCUGCUGACCAAGAGGUUACUGUGGAGCACCUCUUCAUCACGAUGAUGCAGGAGUUUUAUCCUCACAUAAAUGAGAUGAUCACUCACCAAUAUGCAUCUCACGUACUCCGGCUACUCAUUCUCAUCUUGGCCAGUAAAAAACUUCCAUCUGCAUUGACUGCUAACUCUACCUUGAGAUCCAAAAAGUCAAAAAUUGCUCGUAAGAUGAUCGAAAUUAAAGACAACGAAGAUUUCGACCGCUCGUUCGAAACACCCCCAUCGUUCAAAGAUGAACUCAAAAAGGUGUGUAAAUGCAUCAGCGAGAAUAAGACCAUGAAAGAAAUGCGCGAGCUUUCCAUUCACAAAAUCGCUUCCCCAGUUAUACAGCUUGUGAUUCAAGUAGAAGGUCUAGUGGAUAAAGAACGUAGUGUUUGGCAUUUGGUGUUUCUCCCCGAACUGAAUUCCGAGGAUCCUCAAGAAGAAGCAUUCGUUGAACAUCUCUUAUCGGACUCGGUUGGAUCACACUUCUUCGAGUCUAUAAUCAAAAAUGGAGGUGCGAGACCAAAGUACAUUGAACGUUUGUACAAGCUCUACAUGAAGGAUCGUAUAAUGAAGCUAGCAAGGCGGUCUACUACCGGUGUCUACAUCGUUCAAGCACUCAUGUUUAAACUCAGACCUAAUGAGGUGGAGUUCAUUUUAGAUGAAGUCAUUCCCGAACUUUCAAAUCUUGUGUCGAUUGUGGAUAAUCAAAAUAUUGAUCUUGGAAGAUCAGUUAUUGAUGCCUCCAUCUCUCGCUCCAACUAUAGACGAGAUGACAUUAUUAGCCAACUUCUUUCAAAGUUUGCUCCCAACUUUAACCCCAAAAAUCCUUCGCAAAACGACAAUUAUGACUUAUUGGAAAACACCCUCCUUCUUUCGCUGUCUACUUUGGGCAACACCAGAGAUGACUGGCCUACUGCUGAAGAACGCAGAAACGCAUUGUUUCUUGAAAAAUUGCUUGACUACGAUACUUCGUUCUUGUUGGCGGUGUGGACCAGUUUUCUUGCCAUGCCAAAAGAACGGUUCUUGCAAAUGUGCUUUCAUGGUGUAUUCUCUCACGUCGUGGAGCAUGCAUUGGCAGUUAUUCCUGCUUCCAUUGGUGAGUCAAAAGAAGUUAAUAUUUUGAGGAAGCGCUUACUAAAUGUCUUCCAAGGUAGUAUCGUCAGCUUGGCAUGUAACGCUUAUGGGUCACACAUAGUCGACAAGCUUUGGUCAUUCACAGUCUUGAUGAAAAUGUAUAAGGAACGGUUUGCAACUGAAAUGAAGGCUGAGUCUCAUAAGGUGAAGGAAAGCACCUAUGGUCGCCUAGUUUGGAAGAAUUGGUCGAUGGAACUUUUCUUGAGAAAAAAGUACGACUGGAGUCAAUUGAUCAAAGUUCAGGAUGAGGAAUAUCAUAACGAAGGUGCAGAGGCUGAAACGGAGAGGGUGAAAAGGCCGAUAGAAUUGAAAAUGGAGCAGUUGGCCAAGAAGAACGAGAAAAGCUCUCUUGAUUCUACGAAUAACGAUGAAAGAAAUAAACGGCAACGGAUUCGUUAA